AUCACAGUAAAUAUGUUGAGGUCAGCUUGCAGAACACUCGUCGCAUCGGCUGCUAGGACCAGGCCGUUCCAUACGUCAUAUGUUGUUGCUCAAGCGGCAACGAAGAAACGCCCUGAAGAUUUCGGAGCGAUACCAUCCGGUCAAAUUGGUGUGCCUUCUAGGGCGUCAAAUCAGUUCUUUGACGAUGUUUUGGCUGCGUCCGGAGUUAUGCCUUCAUCCUCCUCUGUCGACUCAGCCCUGGCCGAUGGAACAGGCUUCGUUUUGGCUUCAGGAGAGGUGUUGAAGGGUUCUGCGCUCAUCAUCAAUAAUGUACCGUUCUUGUGGGACGUUACUCUAUCCGAAUCUGCUACACGGACUGGAGUCCUGGAUCUGCCGAAAGACGCAUUUGCCGUAUUGGAGCUUUGUCAUCCUAAGCCAGAGUUGAUCAUGAUUGGGACAGGAGCGAGGACGUUGAUGUUGAGCAAGGAGACAAGACAGAGGCUAUAUGAUCUGGGAAUCUCGGUGGAUGUAAUGGAUUCGAGGAAUGCGGCAAGCACGUUCAACAUGUUGCUGGCCGAGGGAAGGAAGGUAGCGGCAGGGCUUUUGAGUGCCAAAAGGAUAGACUCUAAGACGGGAAAGGAAUUGUGAAUGAUUUGAGCUGAUGAUUAUGCUUUUUUUUCGGUGUAUGACAUAGAAGGCUUUCCACGGCGGG
This is a messenger RNA of Saitoella complicata NRRL Y-17804, 691 nucleotides long. RefSeq lists its product as uncharacterized. The record is from RefSeq and is a predicted model, not a curated record. Gene Ontology annotation, biological process: mitochondrial respiratory chain complex I assembly. The transcript has a single exon. Bases 13 to 627 code for a protein of 204 amino acids. Gene Ontology annotation, cellular component: mitochondrial inner membrane. NCBI's taxonomy places the organism in Eukaryota, Fungi, Ascomycota, Saitoellomycetes, Saitoellales, Saitoellaceae.